GUCGAUUUUGCUUGUAAUCGAAACAUAACCUUAUUUCGUGCAGAAUCAAGAACGUCAUCUUCGUGAAUAGUACGUUAAAUAAAGAGUGCUGUGUGAAUAAUUAAAACGAUUUAAUAAGUGCAGAAAUGCCAGACCAUUUAGGAGAAGAUAUGCGAAAGGUGAAAAAUGAGGAGGAAAAAGAAGAGAAAGAGAUAAAAUCAUUGGAUGAAGGCGACAUUGCUUUGUUAAAAACUUAUGGUCAAGGACAAUAUACAAAAUGUAUUAAGGUUGUCGAGGAAGAUAUUCAAACAAUCAUCAAACGUGUGAAUGAAUUAACUGGAAUUAAAGAAUCAGAUACUGGCCUAGCGCCACCAGCACUUUGGGAUUUAGCUGCUGAUAAGCAGACUCUGCAAAAUGAACAACCCCUCCAAGUAGCACGUUGUACCAAGAUUAUAAAUGCGGAUUCUGACGAUCCAAAGUAUAUAAUAAAUGUUAAGCAAUUUGCAAAGUUUGUUGUUGACCUAGCAGAUUCCGUAGCACCCACUGAUAUAGAGGAAGGCAUGAGGGUGGGAGUGGAUCGUAACAAAUAUCAAAUUCAUAUUCCAUUACCAUCUAAAAUCGAUCCUACUGUGACAAUGAUGCAAGUGGAGGAGAAGCCCGAUGUUACCUACAGCGACGUCGGCGGUUGCAAGGAACAGAUUGAGAAGUUACGAGAAGUUGUUGAAACACCAUUGUUACAUCCGGAAAAAUUCGUCAAUUUGGGCAUUGAACCACCAAAAGGAGUUUUAUUGUUUGGGCCACCUGGUACAGGAAAAACUCUGUGUGCCAGAGCAGUGGCUAACAGGACGGAUGCCUGUUUCAUACGUGUAAUCGGCUCAGAAUUGGUGCAAAAAUAUGUCGGCGAGGGUGCUCGAAUGGUCAGAGAACUGUUCGAAAUGGCGCGAAGUAAAAAAGCAUGUUUGAUAUUCUUCGACGAGAUUGACGCGAUUGGUGGUGCACGUUUUGAUGAUGGCGCGGGGGGCGAUAAUGAAGUGCAAAGAACCAUGCUCGAGCUGAUCAAUCAAUUGGAUGGAUUCGAUCCACGCGGCAACAUAAAGGUCUUAAUGGCGACCAACAGACCGGACACGCUGGAUCCUGCGCUGAUGCGGCCGGGCCGUCUCGACAGAAAAAUCGAAUUCGGCUUACCGGAUCUUGAGGGACGUACACACAUCUUCAAGAUCCAUGCGCGCUCGAUGAGCGUCGAGAGGGACAUCAGAUUUGAACUGCUCGCACGUCUUUGCCCGAACAGCACCGGCGCUGAAAUUCGUUCCGUUUGCACGGAGGCUGGUAUGUUCGCAAUUCGCGCGCGCCGCAAGGUCGCCACAGAAAAGGACUUCCUCGAGGCAGUCAACAAGGUCAUCAAGUCAUACGCCAAGUUCUCCGCGACACCCAAGUACAUGACCUACAAUUAAAGUGCGAUCCUCCCCGAUAAGUUUGUCAUUAGAUAGAACUUAGAUGUAAUUAUUUCUAUCGAUUGGAAGAUAAAUCAGAAAGCAACUGUGUCUUUGAACAAAAUAA
Molecule: messenger RNA, 1536 nt
Organism: Harpegnathos saltator (Jerdon's jumping ant)
Lineage: Eukaryota; Metazoa; Arthropoda; Insecta; Hymenoptera; Formicidae
Gene: Rpt1
Product: 26S proteasome regulatory subunit Rpt1
Exons: 6
Coding region: 126-1430 (434 amino acids)
Molecular function (GO): ATP binding; ATP hydrolysis activity
Source: RefSeq, a predicted model, not a curated record